AUGCCUGGCUGGAAGAACGCUCUCCUCCUAGGGCUGGCCGCCCUCGCCGGCGUUCGUCCUGCUCUCUCGCACGCUCACCAUGACGAAUCCGAAGUGGUGCCCCAAGACAAACGGGAGGAAUUGCUUGAGAAAUGGGAGCAGGAGUGGGGGUUUUCCGGUAUCUCGACCUUUGCUCACAUGCAGGCCGUAAAAUGUCUUAUCGAGCCUGAUGAACGGUACGAUAUUGCUAUCAUCGGGGCUCCCUUUGACACCGCUGUCAGCUACAGACCUGGCGCACGCUUCGGGCCCCGCGCAAUCCGCGCCGCCAGUGCCCGCCAGCUCCCCGGCACCAGCUACAAUACGCGAGCAGGUAUCAACCCGUACAAGUCCUGGGCCACACUGCGCGACUGUGGUGACAUCCCCGUCACCCCGUUCGACAAUGCCCUGGCGGAGCGUCAGAUGUACGAGGCCUUUCUCGAGUUGGGAAGCCGCCCUGCGAAGACCCCGGCCGACUCCAAGUACGGCACCAAGGGCAUCUCCGCCGGCAAGCCCAAGCUCGUCACCCUCGGCGGAGACCACAGCAUCGCCCUCCCGGCCCUGCGCGCCCUGUACCAGAUCUACCAGAAGCCGAUCACCGUGCUGCACUUUGACGCUCACCUGGACACGUGGAACCCCGGUCGGUACGCCUCCUACUGGCUGUCGGAGCAGUCCCGUUUCAACCACGGCAGCUUCUUCCACAUCGCCAGCACCGAGGGCCUCAUCUCCAACACGACGUCUGCCCAUGCCGGCAUCCGGACUCGCCUGACGGGCGUUGAUGACGGCGACUACACGAACCCAGGCCCCGAGCAAGGCUUCAUCCGGAUCCACGCGGACGACAUUGACGAGCUGGGUCCUGUGGGAGUGGCGGAGCGCAUUAUCGAGCGCAUCGGUCUCGAUCCGGAGCAGCCUGUGUAUCUGUCGGUGGACAUUGACGUCCUGGACCCGGGCACUGCUCCUGGCACGGGAACUCCGGAGCCCGGCGGCUGGACGACUCGCGAAAUGAUCCGCAUCCUUCGGGGUAUCGAGAAGCUGAACCUGGUCGGCGCAGACAUCGUGGAGGUGAGCCCGAGCUACGACAAUGUGGGUGAGACGACGGCCCUGGCUGCCGCGCAGGUGGCAUUCGAGAUCAUCACGAGCAUGGUCAAGGCCGGUGCCGGCGAGGAUCUCGGUGGAUGGUAUGGCCGGAAAGACGACGCAGAUGUUCUUCAAAGCGGCAAGACCACUGGAGAUGACAGCUCGUCAAAGAAAGACGAACUAUAA
Molecule: messenger RNA, 1278 nt
Organism: Rasamsonia emersonii CBS 393.64
Lineage: Eukaryota; Fungi; Ascomycota; Eurotiomycetes; Eurotiales; Trichocomaceae
Product: Agmatinase
Exons: 3
Coding region: 1-1278 (425 amino acids)
Molecular function (GO): agmatinase activity; metal ion binding
Source: RefSeq, a predicted model, not a curated record